This is a messenger RNA of Cucumis melo (muskmelon), 759 nucleotides long. RefSeq lists its product as uncharacterized. The transcript has a single exon. Bases 1 to 759 code for a protein of 252 amino acids. The record is from RefSeq and is a predicted model, not a curated record. NCBI's taxonomy places the organism in Eukaryota, Viridiplantae, Streptophyta, Magnoliopsida, Cucurbitales, Cucurbitaceae.
AUGGCCAAGCAGUUGUGUACUCCAAACCAACUGAAGCAUGAAUUGGAGCUGAAGAAGUACCUGAAACCUUACACCUGCGAUGGCUGCAAGGAAAUAGGCUUUGGGCCUCGCUACCGAUGUGAGAAGUGUGAUUUUGAUCUUCACAAAGCUUGUAUGUUUCCACAAAACUCGCCAGUUUUUCAUGAAUUCUUUCCACGUUCCACCUUCAAGUUCUUAAAAACCCCACCAAGGGCCUGCCACGACGAAUGCAAACGGAUUUGCGACGCCUGCACAAAGCCUAUCAAUGGCUUUAUGUACCACUGCGAGAAAGAUCAGUUGGAUCUCCACCCCUGCUGUCGAAACCUCAACAGCAAAUACCAAAUUGAAGACGUGAAGUUCAAUCUCUACAAGGAAAUCCAGGGGAAGUGCAUGUGGUGCAAGAAGAAGACCAUCAAACGCCAUGGCCAAAGUAAUGGUUGGUCCUACAUAUCUGAGUGCGGGGAGUACCAUGUUCAUGUGGCUUGUGUUACUGAAAUGGCUUUAGAGGAAUGGUACAAGAACGGAGGAGGCUGGAUCAAUGCUAAUAAUGCCAAUCAGGACGAACAACUGGCUCUUCAGAAGGUUAAUCUGAAAGCAAUUAAAGCUCGAGGGCGUGGGAAUGGCGGAAAAGGGAACAAAUAUUGGAGAAUCCUAAAGGUUUUCAUCGAGACCAUUGUCAGUAUCGUUCUUGGAGAUCCCACUACAGUUCUGGCGUCUCUUUUCGUCGAGCUGAUUGCAUAA